CAAAUGGUAACCAGACAUGCAAGAUGCUCUUCAAAAGUUGUCAUGCUCUGUUUCCGAAUGAAUAAAGCUUGUCAGGUUUAUAUAUGCACGUAUCUAUAUCAAUAAAUAUUCUUUACUAAUGAAGCCCUAAUUAUUUCCCGUGAAAGAAUUCGCAAAAGGACAUUUCUAUGGGAUCUUCAGUGUCUUGCACUAGCAAUACAAAAGUUAUUGAUACAGCAUUUGAAAAGCAAGAAAAGUCUGAAAGAAAAAUUGAAGACUGUACAGAGACAGUUAAAUCCUCUUCUCACUGUCUAAAAAGUGAUCCUAUUGAAGCUCUUCCUUCCAACAAUAGUUCAGCUCCUCCUCCUUGUGACCCUAUUGAAGCUCCUCCUUCCAACAAUAUUUUAGCUCCGCCUCCUGGUGACCAAAUUGAAGCACCUACUUUAAAUGAUAUUGUAGCUCCUCCUCCAGCACCUUCUGUUACCAUGUCAACGUCCAACAAGCAGAAAGAAAAUGGUGAUGACAAAGAUGCUGGGACAGAGAAUAGUAAGGACAAGGGAGAGGCUGAAAAUGGAGAGAAGAAAGUUGAAAAUGAAUGGAUGACAGAUGAAGAACUUGAAGAAUUUAGAAAGAAGACAUUUGAUUACCUGAGAGAUACAGCAAAUGAGGUAGUGGCACUUAAGACUCGCCACGAAAGCGGGGGAGCAUUUGUUACCAAGAUCUAUAAUGCCACAAUAAGAUUUAAUCAGAUUUACUUUGCUUUGAAAAAAACAGUUCGAGAAAAUAUACACAAAUUCAGAAAAGACAUAGCAGAAUUAAUGAUGGAAACAAAAUAUUUCAAUUUGAGCUGUGAAAUUGUAAUGGAAAUAUACAAGAAUGGGUGGUGCGGUAAAGAUGGGAAGGAGGAAAAAAGUAAGACUGUACCGUUAACAAAUAGCCUUAUUACCCUGCUUAAUUUUAGUGAUGGCUGUGAUGAGUAUGCAAUUGGCCUUGCAAAUGAGCCUGGAUUUCUUGAUACACUCAAACAAAUACUAGGAGAUUCACUGCCAAAAUAUUUUGCAAAGGAAGGGGAACCAAAACUGUCGGGAAUUGAGGAAAAGUUGAUGAAACAUUCUCUAAGUAUUGUUCACAAUAUGUCCAUGAGAGAAUCCAAUAUAUCAAAGUUGCGUGAUGCUGACAUGAUCUCUUGUUUGAAACCCUAUCUCAAGUCACCCAACGAAAUGUAUGCAUUGAAUGCAUUGGCCAGUUUGGCAGGUUUAAUCAAUGAAGAAGAAUGUGAUGUCAUCAACAGUAACAAGGAGAUUGUAAUGAUAUUGUUAGACUGUAUCAGGAAAGGGAUGAAAGAUAAAAUGCGAAGAUGUAAAGGAUGGUCCUGUCAAGAAUCUGUUUUCACUGUCAAGUUACUGGCAAGAAAUGAUGCUAAUAUGAAGACUCUGGUAGAUCUUGGAGCUCUUGAAUUACUUGUGGAGAUGGCCAAGAUUGGCGAUGAUGGUGAACAAUUUGAGAGUGUUUCUGCGCUAUGGGCGCUGUGUUUUGACGAAGAUAACCAGUCACUUAUUACCGGAAAACCGGAGCUCGGGGUUGUUGAUUUACUAGUAGAUUUGAAAUCCUCGGAAAAUGAGAAAAUCAAGAAAGCAUGCAAUGGUGCAUUAUGGACACUCAGAGAUGCAUUAAAGAAAACAGUUGUUGAAAAAUACAAGAAAAUAGAGGCAGAAUAUGCAUUUCAACUACGUAAAAAGGUUAUUCCAUUAAAGAUGGAGAGAGGGUAUACUCCUGAUGGGUGGCUCGGUUUUAUAGUGGGCGCCAAGUUGUUCUUUGAGUUCAGUCCAAAGUAUCCAUUUGAAGACAAAAUGAAGGCCUUGCUAAGGGAGAUAGAUGGUGUACUCGGAGGUUCAGGAGAUAUUCCUGAUUCAGGGGAGAUAAUUAAACCUCAGGUUGCUUCUGUGACGGAGGCAGCAGGUGCCCAUUCUGUAGAUUAUGCAGACACAGCUUCUUCUGCGAGUAAUACAGUUGCUAGGAUAUCAGUUUCUAAGACAACCAUUGAUAAUGUGAGAAAGUGGACGGUAGACGAUGUUAAAAAAUGGAUUGUCAAGAAUGGGCUGGAGAAGUGUGGAAUCAGCAGUUUAACAGGUGGAGAGAUCGCACUCCUGGCUACUAUGCGAGUAGAAUGUCCCGAUUUUUUCUACAAGUGCCUUCAAGAUAUGCUCAGGGUUAAAGAUUUGUUAACAAUGUCAAAAAUAGUCUGGGCAUUACAUGAUUUAUCUUAGAUAUUGCAUGGGCUUACAUAUUUAGUUUUCAUCAUUUUUAACCCUUUGUAGAAUCCCUACUUAAGACCACCCUGGAAUAAGACCAUUCCGAUAUUAAGACCAUUUUUUAAAACAACAUAAUUUUCUGUCCUUUAUGUCAAUAUUUUCAUGAUCCAGAAUUAGAUUGAAAGCCCUCAAUUAAGACCACCAAUGGGACUAGAUUAAAGUGGUCUUAAUUGCAGGAUGGUCUUAGUUGUGGAUAUUUAAUUAUCACAGCAUAUAUUUUAUGACUACAGUCUAUUCAAAUCAUUUUGUAUAAUUAAUGGUCAAACAAUAUGUUUAAGAACCUUCAGUUACUACUUUAAACUAAUCUUGUAUAUGAACUCUCAUAAGAACAUAAUUCUGAAUUAAAGACUAAAUUCUCAUUGUAAUGAUAAAAAUCUUGUAGCUAUCAACUUCAGGUUUGACCUUUCCAGUCAUGUUUAUACUCUUUAUUAAUUAUUUUGUGAAAGAUUUUUUUCCAGUCAUGAUCUCACUUUAGUUUGCAUUUAUAUAAUACUUCAGUCUACACAUUUGUAUCGUCAGUUUUCAUUGGAUAAUCAAUGACGUUUAUAUAUCUUUAUACAUAAUUUUUGUGAAUUUAUGAACUGCAUAUAAUUUCUAUUUUGAUAAAAAAAUCAUGUUGUUAAACUUGUAUUGUCAAUUUGUAAUAAAUUUUUUUUUUGACAGGUUAUAUGGCCAUAUAUAAAUGUUUGUUUGCAAUAUAACUUGUCUAGCUGCUUUGGUUAUAUAAGAUUACAAUCAUUUAUACUUGGUCAUAUAACCUGUCAAAAAAAAUCUUUAUAAAUGUUAACAUAAACAUGUCAAUCAUGUUGUAAACAAUCUAUAUUGGCACAAUCUUUCAUACUUUAUAUUUCUGCAUUUAUUUCAAUCAAUAAAUAUGUAUACAAUAUAGAGAUUGUAAAAUAGUGUUAUGUACAAUACAGGUAUCUAAAUUUGGACUUGUUUACCUGAUUAGUGCAAUAAAGAGAGCAUCAGAUUUGUAAUCAAUGGGUUGUUGGUUGAUUUAGAAAUCAUAUUGGAUAAAUAGUCAGUCACUUGCGUAGAAAUUGGCAAGGACUGGUUAGUUAUUCAGUAAAGUCAGUUGGGUGGACUGAGCGGCAAGAUAUGACCACAAUUAUAUAAUGUAUUGUAAUCAGGGUAAAAAAACCCAACAAAUUAACAAGCAAACAAUGGAGAACGAAAAACUAUAUUUAUUAGCAUGGUAAUUAGCUCAAUAUGCUGUAUGUUUUUUUCUGUUUUAGUUUGCCGUCACUGGGUGGAUAUAUAUUUCCCUGAUGUACAUAACACUAUUAAAAUACCUUGUGAUACAACUUCAUACUCAGAUACUAAUACAGUAAGUUCAACAGUCCAAUUCACCAUACAUUGUGUCAUAACUUAUGUCUUUUACAAGAUUUGCUGUUAAGUGUAUGCUUAUUUCACCACAUAGAGAAGAUGUGUAUACCUUAUGUGGGAGCUGUGAUAGUUUUAGGCUAUUGUCAUAGGCUAUUUUUAAAAUUGAACAUCUUAUAUUUAAUUUUGAUUUUCUUGAAAGCUAAAACUGUGUUCAAACUCAAACUGUGUGCCUAAGCUCCAGCUGUGUUGUUGCCAAUAGUUAAGUUGGCAUUUUUGUGUCACUGUGACAAUUAUAAAACACAGCAGAAGGAAUUGCGCUGUCUGUCAAACUGCCUUGUUAUUACUUGUUCAGUAUCAUUGUCUGUUAUAACAUGUUCAAUCACAUUGUCUGUUAUAUCAUGUUCAAUCACAUUGUUAUCACAUGUCCAAUCACAUUGUUAUAACAUGUUCAAUCACAUUGUCUGUUAUAACAUGUUCAAUCACAUUGUCUGUUAUAUCAUGUUCAACCACAUUGUCUGUUAUCACAUGUCCAAUCACAUUGUCUGUUAUAAAAUGUCCAAUUACAUUGUCUGUUAUAACAUGUCCAAUUACAUUGUCUGUUAUAACAUGUCCAAUCACAUUGUCUGUUAUAACAUGUUCAAUCACAUUGUCUGUUAUAACAUGUUCAGUCACAUUGUCUGUUAUAACAUGUUCAAUCACAUUGUCUGUUAUAUCAUGUCCAAUUACAUUGUCUGUUAUAACAUGUUCAGUCACAUUGUCUGAUAUAACUUGUUCAAUCACAUUGUCUGUUAUAACAUGUCCAAUUACAUUGUCUGUUAUAACAUGUUCAGUCACAUUGUCUGAUAUAACUUGUUCAAUCACAUUGUCUGUUAUAACUUGUUC
This is a messenger RNA of Ruditapes philippinarum (Manila clam), 4502 nucleotides long. RefSeq lists its product as uncharacterized. Lineage: Eukaryota; Metazoa; Mollusca; Bivalvia; Venerida; Veneridae. The transcript is spliced from 9 exons. Gene Ontology annotation, molecular function: protein binding. Bases 168 to 2246 code for a protein of 692 amino acids. The record is from RefSeq and is a predicted model, not a curated record.